Eremomyces bilateralis CBS 781.70 is the source of this 2304-nucleotide messenger RNA. RefSeq lists its product as uncharacterized. The record is from RefSeq and is a predicted model, not a curated record. The transcript is spliced from 3 exons. NCBI's taxonomy places the organism in Eukaryota, Fungi, Ascomycota, Dothideomycetes, Eremomycetales, Eremomycetaceae. The coding region runs from base 1 to 2034 and encodes 677 amino acids.
AUGUCGAGACUAUACGAUGCCCUCGAAACCCUCGGCAGCGGUUCGCCCGUCCCUUUCGCCGACAUCCCCAUGGAUGACCUCCCCACCUACCUCCGCCAAGUUUUUGAGGAUGCCGAGCUCAUAGGGAACUCCGUGCCACCGCCGCCAGGAGGCCAACCGUCGACGGAUUCUACACUCUCCCGGGCCGAUCCCGAUCCAGCGACGAGCGCGGCAGGGAUGACGGUCUCCUCUGUGCGGCCGCCCCCCCCGGCGCCGGAGGUCAAGGAGCUGUGGGAGAAGUGGGGAAAACCGCUGAAGGUCUCGGCGGGGAGUAACGUACUAGGGAUAUCGGUAUAUAAGAUGGCGGCACAUGACCGGCAUGGGGCAUGGUUUGGGCGGAGGAGUAUACAUGAGGGGCUCAGCUUCGACCAUUGGAUGAGGGCGAUGAAGAAGGAAUUCAAAACGAGCUUGGCGGUGGAAGGGGGGCCAGGAUCCGGGGCUGUCAGAGGCAUUGGAGCGGAUCAGUUGUUGGAGAGGAAGUUGGUUAAGGGCAUAGGGAGAAUGGAAGUGUGUCUUCUUUCAGCGCAGUUCCCCGGACCAACCUCUCCUCGCGACUUUGUAACCCUCCUUCUUACCACCUCCUCCGACGAGCAGACACCACCGAUCGACACCACCGGUCGGACUUACAUGCUUGUGUCCAUUCCCGUCGACCAUCCGCAAGCGGCGCCCCGACAAGGGUUGAUCCGAGGCCACUACGAAUCCGUGGAGAUCAUCCGCGAGAUUCCCCUCACCGCCCACAAAUCUCAAUCCGACUCUGAACUUCAACAUCCCUCAGAGCAGGGUAGCGCGCGCGGAAGACAACGGGCUAACCGGAACCCCGUGGAGUGGAUCAUGAUCACACGGUCGGAUCCCGGGGGCGGAAUCCCGCGAUUUAUGGUGGAACGAGGGACCCCUGGCUCCAUCACACAGGACGCAACAAAGUUUGUGGACUGGGCAUGUGGGCUGAAGGAGGAGGAUCUUCCAGAGCCAGUGUCGGAUGAUGAAGAAAUGGAGACGGAAGCUCUUGUGGAACGAGAAGUGGAUGGUGGUGUGCCUUUGAAAGAGAAUGCGGAGGUGGAGAGACCAGCGAAGGAGGAUCACACAGACGAAACACCCAGCGAUGAAAGAGGAAUCCUGUCAUCCAUAUCAAGCCAAAUCGAAGGAAGUCUAGCGCAACUGACGCCACAUGCGCAAAAGUUCUUGUUCCCCAACGUCGACGAAGACUCUAGCGACACCGACUCCACCAGCCUCGAGAGCUUCGCCAGCGCCGAACAAUGGACCACAGCAAACGAGCAGCGUCAAUCAUCCCUUGCUCAAGCACUCGAAGAAGGAGACCUGGGCGGCUCCCAACGCUCCAGCCUGGGGAGCACCCCUCCCGAGGGGACUCACAAUCCGACUGACGAAGCCGACAAAGAGGAGGCGCGCCUCCGGCUCAAGCACGCCAAGGAACUCGAGAAGCUGGAGCAGAAGCGCAAAGAAAUUGACGCCAAGCGCCUCAGCUCCGAAUCGCAGCUCCGCGACCCGCCGGCCGACCACCCCGGCAAAGCGAAAGAGGCCGCUGAGAAAGAGGCGAAGGAGCUCGCGCGGGCGCAGGAGCGGCACGACCGCGAGGUGGCGAAGCAGGCGGCGAAGCACGAGCAGCAGCUGGCGAAGCUGCAGCAGAAGCGGGAGCGGGAGCGGACGAAGCGGGAGGAGCGGCGGAAGAAGGAGGCGGAAAAGGGGGAGGGGAAGCGGAUACGGCGGGAUCGGGACCAGUGGAAGCGGUUGUGCGAGCUGGUGAAGCGGGAGAACGAGAUCUUGAAGGCGCAGGUGGAAGAGUUGCAGAGGGAGAAUACGAGGAUGGUGACGGUGUUGGGGCGGUCGGAAGAGGGGAAGGAGACGUUGAAGAGGAUGAGGGCGGAGGGGUGGGGGGCGUUGGAUGGGAAGAGGAAUGGGGGGAGAGAGGGGGGGAGUAUGAAGAGUGGGAAGAGUGGGAAGCUGGGGAGCGAGAAGAGCAAGGACAGCUCAAAGGAUUGAAGGCAUACUCCAUGCAAACGGAUCCCGUUCUUUCAAUGAAGGAGAAUUUCUAGCCAUUGGCGCUUGAUACAUGGGACUUCAAGCCCAAAUGCAGCUCGUCGAUACGCUCGUGGAGCACGCGAUUGUUUCAGGGCAUAAAAUAUCCCCCAGAGGUUUACGAAGUCGACUCGAUAUGAUCAUGAUGCAAGCUGGCUUCAUAGAGACGAUAGAAUUGGGUAUCUAAGGCGAGAUACCAGACAUGUAGAAUAACCAAGUUCAAUGAAAGAUGUC